Messenger RNA from Epinephelus lanceolatus (giant grouper), 2474 nucleotides. The record is from RefSeq and is a predicted model, not a curated record. Lineage: Eukaryota; Metazoa; Chordata; Actinopteri; Perciformes; Serranidae.
AAGGCUGCAAAUCAAACAGUCAACAGUUCCUUUGCUGUCCUUGAUUUGAGAGUCGCCUGAUUUGGCUACAUGCUGCUGGACGACGCACAGCCGAGCACCCUGUUUCAAGUUGAGCUCGGCAGAGUGAGGAGAAAAUUUGUGGACAAAGUGUCCAAAGUACUGAUUAAGCAGCUCCUGGACGACCUUUUAGACGAUGGCGUCUUGAAUGAUGGCCAGAAAGACUCAAUAGUUGAGGAGUACAGCGCCACAGCAGACAAGGCACGCGUUCUCAUCGACACAGUGAAGAAGAAAGGAGACGAAGCCAGCAGGAAGCUGAUUGCUCACAUUCACAGCAGAGAUUCAACACUGUACUCUGAGCUGGGUCUGUCCUGUGUUCAACCUGCUCAGCCCGCUGCAGUGCGACCGAGUGAGCAGGAAUGGUCGAUCACCCUCAACCCUGCCACUGAGUCAUUCUGGAUGGACAAAGUGAAAGAUAACAAUGUUUACCCUGUGGACAAAAAAUCCAUUAAGAACCGUGUGGCCCUGCUGAUCACUAAUAUAAAGUUUACUGAUGAGAAGAUGAACAGAAAUGGAGCUGACAAGGACGAGGAGAACAUGGAGAAACUGCUCACGGCUUUGAAAUAUGAGGUGGUGAAAUACACAAACCUCACAGGAAAGGCGAUUGAUGAUGCUAUACUUAAGUUCUCUAAACAUCCGAAACUCAAAGAGACAGAUAGUGUGAUAGUGGUCAUCAUGUCUCAUGGGAAACUGGGAAAAGUCCUCGGUGUCGACUGGAAAAAGGGUGAUGAGAAACCAGAUGAGUUCCUCAUCGACAACAUUUACAAACACUUGGGCUCAGAGAAAUGUCCAGCGCUGCUGGACAAACCCAAGAUCAUCAUCAUCCAGGCGUGCAGAGGAGAGGAGGAAGGAUCAGCAUUUGUUAGAGAUGUGGUCAGUGAUGAUGCGUCACAGUCAAAUGUGCCCCCGCCUGCUGAUGAAGACAACUUAGAGGCUGAUACGGUGAAAUGUGUACACAAAGAAAAAGACUUUACUGCUCUUCUUUCCUGCACUCCUGAUACUGUCUCAUAUAGACAAAGAGAUCUGGGGUCUUUUCUCAUCCAGUAUAUUGUUGAGGUAUUUAACACCUUCGCGCAUAAGGAUGACAUUGAGGAACUCUUCAGAAAAAUGAUGUCACACAAUGAUCCUCCUUUGAGUAUGGGGGCAACUGGAAGUGAUCUGUUCCCUGAGCAUGACUGGAUUAAACUUGAGCCUGAAGUGAACUGUGUGGAUGCAGACGAUGCUCCAACUUACAGCCUGCAGUCUGAAGCAGGUGCCUUUGAAUGCAGUGUCUCUGGCUUGUGCUGGGUUUGUAAGGAAAAGGUCAGCUUCAGGUACCAGUUUGGCUCUUGGGAGGGGCACUUGGACAGAAUGAAAACCAUGCAGUACAUCCCUGGAGGUCCCCUACUGGACAUUACAGUCAUUGCUGGAAAGUUAGAUGAAGCACAUUUGCCACACUGGAUCUGCACAGAAGACAACCCUACAGUUUUAGACAAGUUUGCAGUCCUCCACAUAGAUACAUGUGGAGACAUUGUGAUCUGGCUCUAGAAGAGAAAAUACAGAACAAGGAAUUAUCCAGUGGAUACAAAAUGAUCCAAAAGCCAUACCCAGCAAAAUCCCUGAAAAUGCGUGACUAUUUCACCCUCACAGCUGAUAAGGACACUGCAGUAAUUUACCCUGAGAAAUUAAAGCUCAUAUAUGAAUGGUGUGGCCCAAACUUCUUCGAAGUGUUCAUUGACGAACCUGACAGUAAUUUCCAGCUCGGACUCACACACAGAACAAGUGGACAAGUGUGGACCUGUGCGAUUCGAAAAGAUGACUAUCAAAACACUGGUGAUGUUCCGGUGAUGUCUGGUAAGACAUAAUAUAUAAUGAGUACUCAGUAGAAAUACACAUUAGGGCUGCACGAUACAUCGUUUAAACAUUGUCAUCGCAGGACGUGCAAGGUUUUCUCUUUUUUUUGAACAUGUAAACUUUUGUUUUGCUUCAGAAAAGCAGCUCUGAAGCUCCGCUCGUUGCUCCGUUCCACUCGCCUCUCUCUCUCUGUCUCUCGCCUCUCUGAGCACGCAGCAGCCCCUCCCCCUCUCACGCACAUGCUGCAGUCACACUGAAAACGAGCGACAUGCAGGGAGGAUUUAUGCCUGGUACACACUACACGACUUUUCUGCCCGUUCUGAAAGUCACUGUCACAUUACAUGACUGUGGAGUCAUAAAAUCGUGCCGUGACUUGGCCGACAGACAUGGUACACUGAUAGAGCUGCUCUUAUUUUUCAUAUUUUUGUUGAAAAGAUGUUUACUACUUCGCUGCUGUUUUUCAAAGAGAUUUUUAUUUCAUUGUUGGAUUUGUGUGAACCACUUGGGGCUGAUGCAGCUGCUCUUUUAUUUGUAGAUUUGUUUAAAAGAUGUUUACUACUUAAAAUAAAGUGUUAAAUAACGUC